Molecule: messenger RNA, 1647 nt
Organism: Columba livia (rock pigeon)
Lineage: Eukaryota; Metazoa; Chordata; Aves; Columbiformes; Columbidae
Gene: B3GALT9
Product: beta-1,3-galactosyltransferase 9
Exons: 2
Coding region: 132-1427 (431 amino acids)
Cellular component (GO): Golgi membrane
Molecular function (GO): hexosyltransferase activity
Source: RefSeq, a predicted model, not a curated record
CGGGGGAACCGGGGCCCCUUUCACCAAGGGAGCUCGAACGGCUGCUUCACUUCUUUAUUUCUCAAAGACCCAACCCCGAGUGCCAGAAAUUAAUAAAGGGAAAGGCUAGAGUUUUCCUUGCUUUGUGUUUUAUGCAGCUGCAACACGAUCGUCCCCCGGGAUCGCCUUUCCUCCGCACAGGCUGGGUGCACGCCGUCAGCCCUGGGUGCUGGGCAGUAACCCAACCCCGCAGACCCAGAUACAGACGCUGCCCCGCGAGCCUCUGCCGGGGAGAAACCGCCGUGACUGCAGACCCUGCCGCGGGGAGAACUCCCACCGCCAUGCAGCUGACACCCUGCAGGCUCCGGACUCACCAGUGGUGCUUCAUUCUCUUUAACGUCUUGCUUUUCCACGUGCUGCUCUUUGGAGCAGAUUUACUGGAGGAAUACUUCCUGCGGUCAUUGCCUCUUUCUUACACUGACGCAAAGACUCUGGAAAUCAGGGAGAGGGCCAGGAAGCUCCAUAUGGAUCCUCUAAAGGCCAAUCUCUCUUUCACCAUCAGCAACGCAGCAACAUGCUCUGAUCGAGAGAUAUUUUUGCUCGUUCUUGUCUGCAGCAGCCCAGAAAACAGGACAAGGCGCAACGUGAUCAGGCAGACAUGGGGCAACGUGACAAAUGCCAGAGGUUACACUGUCCUUACCCUGUUUGCUUUAGGGAAGCCGGCGUCAGUAACCACCCAGCUGGAGAUCAAUGAAGAGGCUGAGAAGCACAGAGACAUCAUUGAAGGCAGUUUCAUCGAUUCUCCCAAGACGCAGACACAGAAGAUGUUGAUGAGUGUGGAGUGGACGGUGACUUUCUGUCCCCAGGCCAGGUAUAUUCUCAAAACAGACGAAGACGUGUUUGUCGGUAUUCCAAGUCUGGCUGGAUUCUUGCUGAGCUUAACACAACUAGAGGACGUUUACAUUGGGAGAGUCAUUCAUCACGCAGUGCCUGACAGAGCCCCCCAAAGCCCCGGCUUUGUCCCCGUCCAUCAAUACCCAGAAGAGUUUUACCCGGAUUACUGCGACGGGAGCGCUUUCAUCAUGUCCCAGGACGUUGCUCGCAAGGUGUACGUGGUUGCCGAGGAGGUGCCGGUUUCGGUGCCCCCCGAUGUCUUUGUUGGAAUCUGUGCUGGAAACGCUGGCGUCACUCCCAUUCACAGCUCACGGUUUUCUGGGGAGAAGCACAUCAGCUACAAUCGAUGCUGCUAUAAAUUCAUUUUCACCUCUUCCGACAUGAAAGAGGACGAGUUAUUUAAAGACUGGAAGGAGACCAGCGGUGGGGGAGAUUGCUCGUUACUGGAGACUUACUACGGUCUGGUGUCCUGCAAGGUUCUGACCUAUAUUGAUAAGUUCAAACAGUUUAACUUAGAUAGAAUUAAAAAUGAGGUUCUUCAUUUUGCUGAUUAGGAUAUAGCUUUUGUGAAAAAAGUCUGAAUUUUCUUUUACCUGCUGUUUCAUCCUGUUAACAUUCAGUAAUAACGACCUCCUCUCAAAGUUCGCGCUCUUCAACAGCAAAUUAAUUCCCAGUGUUAUGGUGUGUUAUAGAAGCAAGAGAACUGGGUGUACUCUGGCUACGUAAGUACCUACAAGUGCAUGCAUACAAGUAAAAAAAGAGUAUUCCGAGGAA